Molecule: messenger RNA, 1073 nt
Organism: Carcharodon carcharias (great white shark)
Lineage: Eukaryota; Metazoa; Chordata; Chondrichthyes; Lamniformes; Lamnidae
Gene: nr0b1
Product: nuclear receptor subfamily 0, group B, member 1
Exons: 2
Coding region: 63-893 (276 amino acids)
Biological process (GO): negative regulation of transcription by RNA polymerase II
Cellular component (GO): cytoplasm; nucleus
Molecular function (GO): transcription factor binding; transcription corepressor activity
Source: RefSeq, a predicted model, not a curated record
UAAGUGAGCAGGCAGCCUCGGAAGCUUCUUGUUUUGAGUGAGUGUGGCGGCGGCUGCCAGCGAUGUCUUCAGCUUGUGCGGACUUGUGUCAAUGUAAGAACGACAGGGGGCUGAGCAGCAUCCUGUACAAACUGCUGAAAAACGAUGACCCGGAGCUUCCCCCGGAACAGCAGAACCCCGCUGCAACCUCUCGACCUCCGGGGCAGGGCUGCCCCUGUAAGUCUAGGCGGAAAAUGGUGCUCAAAUGCCCCCACACCAGCUGCGCAGCAGCCUCCGUGGUCCUAGCGAAGACGCUGACAUUUGUUAAGAAUGUGCCCUGUUUCCAGGCUCUGCCCUGGGAUGACCAGCUCACCCUGGUGAGAAGGUGCUGGGCGCCUCUCCUGGUCCUGGGACUGGCACAGGACAAAGUCGAUUUCGAAACGAUGGAAACCUCCGAACCCAGUAUUUUACACACGAUUUUAACCAACGGGCCCCCGAACAUCCAGGAAGAGACAGGACAUCAACAUUUACCUUCGGCGGCCGAGAUCCAAACCAUUCAAAGGUUUCUGGUGAAGUGCUGGAGCCUGGACAUUAGCCCCAAGGAGUAUGCCUAUCUGAAAGGGAUUCUCCUGUUUAACCCAGAGCUCCCAGGACUGCACUGUGUAGGGUACAUUCAGAGUCUUCAGCAAGAGGCACGGCAAGCUCUCAAUGAAUAUGUGAAGACAAUUUAUACCCAAGAUCAGACUCGCUUUUUCAACCUGAUCAUUGCACUUUCCAUGCUCCGAUCCAUUAGUGCAGGUGUCAUUGUUGAACUUUUUUUCAGACCCACUGGUAAUAUAAACAUAGAGGACAAGUUGCUGGAUAUGCUGUGUGCCCAUAGCAAGGCUCAAGCUACAGGGAAAACGAGUGCAUAGUAAAUGCUGAUGUUGCUCGAUGUGAAUAUGCUGUAAAAUAGUCUAUUUAAGUUAUUUGUGUUUUUGCAGACAGUAUUUUUGUAUAUUACUAAUCUUGAAUUUAAUGUGAUUUGUCAUGAAUAAAUGCAAUAUUAUUGAGAUUGACUGAGCUCUCAUAAACUUGUUUAAUUUUCCAGUAAA